CUGUCGCAGCAGCAGCAGCAGCAGCGGGGCAGACUGGUCACAACUGUGUUGCGCUUUGAUGGAGAUCACAGAAACUGGAUCCGACUCGCCGCUUUAUUCGUUCUUUCUCAAGUCGAGUGAAAAUCUAGGUCAGCGCUGCCACUAACCAGAAAAAUAUGCGAUCGAGUAUUCAUCACAUUUACAUUUCCAGCCGGGGAGGCUGCAGUUAGCACUGAGGUAGCAGUGUAGGUGACGCUAGCUGGGACAGAAAUAGAGCAGAAAGCGUCAUCCAGCUGUGGUUUUUGGACCUGCUUUGUGUACUGUAGUCUGUCUGGGAUGCAUCUCUCCAAGAAAUGUUCAGCCUUCAAAGUGGUGCUGAGCGCCCUGCUGAUAGUGGCGCUGCUGCAGCUCAUUUACCUGUCCUUCCUGUCCAAGUUUCACGGUAAGCAGCAGCGGUACCGAUACUCCGAGCUCUUCGGGGGCUCCGGGGCCAAGAAGAAUGCGCACCCGGAGAAAAACUCGCGGAAGGAGCGCCUGAGGUACUCGCUGUCCACCGGUGGGAUCUUUGACAACAGCGGGCAGUACCGAGUGUACAAGAACUUGAUUAAAAGUGACUUCACCACAAAUGAGAGGCCGGGAUCUGACCCCAGCUCCAAUAUCCUGGCUUUAGCUACACACACCACUAUCAACAACCUGCACUACCUGGAAUCUCUACUGGAAAGGUGGCAGAACCCCAUCUCUGUGGCCAUAUUUGCACACGGCCAAGAUGUCAAGUUUGCCACAGCUCUGGUGUACGCUCUCAGUUUUUUCUGCCCUCAGAUCCAAUCCUUGGUGGACUUCCACUUGGUGUGCCUCUCAGGAGAGAUGGCCAGCUUUCCCGAGCAGGACCGUGAGCACUUUGCAGGGCUCGAGGACUGCGCCUCUGUGUUCUCCAGACUGGAGACUCACGGGGAGAAGUACAAGAACUAUGCCAUAAGUGGAAACAUCUCCUAUCCCAACAACCUUCUUCGUAACAUCGCCAGAGGGGGCACAGAGUCCUCAUACAUCCUGGUCAUCGACAUCGACAUGAUGCCAAGUGCUGAGCUGCAUGAGCAGUUUCUGGCCAUGAUCACAAAGCGUGAGCCUGUAAGUGAUGAGGUCUUCGUCCUACCGGCUUUCGAGAUCCGCCACGCAAGGAAGAUGCCAGCCACCAAGGCAGAGUUGGUUCAGCUCUACCAGGUCGGUGAAGUCCGGCCUUUUUAUGAAGAGCUGUGUCCUCGUUGUCAAGCCCCCACUAACUACUCGCAGUGGGUAAACAGUCACGUCCGAGAGACAGGCGCCCUGGAAGUUGCCUACACACUCACAUGGGUGGACCCCUGGGAGCCCUUUUACAUCGGCCAUCGCUCUGUGCCCCUCUAUGAUGAGAACUUCAAGCAAUAUGGCUUCAAUCGUAUCAGCCAGGCCUGCGAGCUCCAUGUGGCCGGAUACAGGUUCUCUGUGCUGAGCACUGCGUUUGUGGUGCACCGGGGCUUCAAGAUCCAGGGGGAGUUCCAUGCUAGGAAAGACGAGGAGAACAAACGCAACCGGGUUCUGUUUCGCAACUUCAAAGAGGGCCUGAAGACCAAAUACCCAUCCUCCACUCGGCGCUGCUGAAGAAAGACGGGGACAUCAACCGCUGAUGAAAUCGCUGUUGAGCUGAAAUGAUGGACGCUUUCUUCUCGUAUCCAGAUUUAGCUUCCCGUAAACCUCUUCCUGCCCAACUUUCCUAGUCAGCACAUCAAUGUCCUAGUUUUUCUUUUUUUUUUUGUUUUUUUUUGUGUGUGUGUGUGUGUGUGUGAUGAUGGCACAGUAGGAGUUUAGGCUGAUCCAACUCCUGCGAUGAUUUCAAAUUUUGUGAAAAUGAGCAGCAGGGAAAUGCUGUCUGGGGAUUUCUGAGUGUAUGCUGCAUAGCUGGGACUGGAAAAAAGAAAUGAUCAUUCAAGAGAGAGAAAUGCCAGGAAAUCCAGAUUUUACUGCAGUUUCACUCAAAUGCACAUUCAGGUUGUUGAUGGCAUUUGAUUUGGGGUCAUUUUAAAGCACAUAAGGUAUCCAUCCUAUGAUUAGAAAUCAUUUUAAACUAGUCCUCAUAUAAAAAUAGACCAGAGAGACCCAGAUUUCACUGCAAAUAAUGUGAAGUUUAACAUUUUCCCUUUCAGUUAUGUGGUCUAACAUAUUUAAAGGCUUGUUGGUGUUUGACUGACAGCAGCUGACAGUACACUUUAAUUAGCGUAUACAUCAGAGGCCGACAGUAGGAAUAAAAACAAGGACGACGUCAGCAUCGAGUGAGUUUUAAAGCUGCUUUAUGUGGAGCUCCUGGCGAGCUAAUUCUCCUGCAGACUGACUGACAGCAGGUAUUUAGGUGCAGUUUUAGCAAAGUGGUGGUGCAUCACAGAGGUCUGGAAGGAGACCUCAGCAGGAAAGCACUGUCUGCAAUGGCUCAUUUUAUACGGCAAUGCUGACGGUUUACAGCAGAUGUUUUAAACUGACAUAAUCUGAAUUACUGCACAGAAACAUGCUCUGAUAGACUAACAGCCCUCUGAGAAUAUAAAUUUCUCCCCUGUGGGUUGGAAAGGGGUAUGAUUUUUCUCCAAGGGGAAAACACAGUAAUUUAAAGAUAAAUAAAGCUUAUUUCAGCUGCUCCCUUGUUCGUAAGGAGUCGCCACAGCAGAUGGAUCCACAUCUUUUGAUUUGGCACAGAUUCCUGUGGCUAAAAAACACCCCCCACACCAUUUAAUUAAAUUUUGCCUGGCCUGGUUCCAGAUAUUUAUGUCAGCUAUUCUAGUAAUAAUGAAGAUAAAUGAAAUACAAAUAGUAAAUGGGAUUAUUGCUCUUCAGACACAAAGGGGGAAUAAAGUGCGUCCGUGAUGCACUCUGACCACCAGGUGGCAACAGUCCCUCGCCUGUCGGGUGCACAGAUUUAUUUUCAGCCUGUAGUGAAAACAGCAGAGUGCUGUUUGGAGGAUGUGAAGCGGCUCUGCAGUCAGCACAUAUCAGACUGAAGGGGUUAAUCUCAUGAGAACAAAGCACUGGGAACCUGUGUACAGAGAUGAUGUACAACACUAGCUUUUUGCCUACACUGUGGAGAACUGCUGUAUUUAUAACACUGAGGAUCUGACACUGGCAGUCCUCUGCAUUUAUCAAGAGAUGUUUUUUUUGUUUUUUUUACCUCUUAAGGUGGAGUAUAUGAUGGGAGCAGGCAGCUACAGGCGCUAAUGUAGCAUACAUGUAAAGCAUAAUCAAUGUGUGAACCACAAACAGGAUUGCUACUUUUGCCACUACUAGUAUAAAAAAUAGCUCAUUUUUGAUCUUAGACUUUAUUCUGUAACUAUGGUACAUACAUACAGUAUUAAAACUCGACUGCCACUCUACUUUUGCUCUUUGUAGUGAAUGCAUAUACACUUCAGAUAGGUUUGAUUCAUGUGUUUAAGUGUUAAAUUCUAAUUUAAUUCUCGGUUUGGGAGUGACUGAAGCAUUUUUCCUUCCUUGCUUGUAAUGAUUGUGAUAUAUUUAUUGUUUAAAAACUUAUUUGUUAACAAGAACUGUUUUUUAUGACCUCAAGCAAAAAAAAUAAAUAAACAAAACUGUAGCACGAAAUUGUGUUUGAUAUGGAACAUUAUGAUUUCUUUGAACCACUGUUAAUUUAUUUAGCAUUUUUGGAGUGGGCUCAGUUUUAACACAUUACCUUAUGUGAUUAUGUGGUGCAGUGCUUUUUUUCUGGUGUGACGUCUUCCUUAUUUGAAAAUACAUUCUUUUUUAUUUAUUCUUUUUUUUUUUCUUUACAAUGCCUGAUUUGUAUUGUU
Molecule: messenger RNA, 3797 nt
Organism: Archocentrus centrarchus (flier cichlid)
Lineage: Eukaryota; Metazoa; Chordata; Actinopteri; Cichliformes; Cichlidae
Gene: b4gat1
Product: beta-1,4-glucuronyltransferase 1
Exons: 2
Coding region: 316-1611 (431 amino acids)
Biological process (GO): protein O-linked glycosylation via mannose
Cellular component (GO): Golgi apparatus
Molecular function (GO): glucuronosyltransferase activity
Source: RefSeq, a predicted model, not a curated record